AGCUCCGUGCAGCCAUGGCCUUGACAAGCGACAAGCUACCUCGUUUCAUUGCUGCCAUGCAGCGAGUCUACGCUUUUCCAACAGAGUCGACGAGUAGUUCCUGGGCUCCUCCGCCGGCAUCGGCUGGACAUCGUGGACGAUAUCUAUGGACGGACGCCUUCGGAGUUCUGAAUUUCUUAACGCUACAUCGAGUGACUGCUCAGCCACUCUAUCUAAAUCAUGCCAAGUCCCUUGUGACUGCGGUUCAUUCGACACUGGGAAGGACACGCGAUCUAUCUUCCUACCUUCCGGGGGCAUCGGCGUCCAAUCCCCUAGCUGGCGGUCUUCGAAUCGGCAAGGAAAAUGCCACAGGUCCCGACGGAGACGGCCAGUAUCAUCACUAUUUGACGCUCUGGAUGUUCGCGCUCAACCGGCUCUCUGUCACAAGCGGGGAGAAGCAGUACAAUGACCAGGCGAUCUCCCUUGCGAAGGCUAUCCAUCCACACUUCAUGUACAACCGGAGUAGCAGUCGACCGCGCAUGUAUUGGAAGAUGUCGAUGGAUCUCAAAGAGCCCCUGGUCAGAAGUGAAGGUAACCUGGAUCCUGUUGAUGGAUACGUAAUUUUCAGGCUGUUGCAAAAAACAGAUGGCGAGGAUAGCUCAGUGUUGGCUGAAGAGAUCCAGCAGUACAAGCGCAUCGUUGAUACGAAAUGGAAGAACUACACCAGCUCCGAUGCCCUCGACCUUGGAAUGACGCUCUGGACAGCCCACUGGGAGGACGAGGUCUGGGCCCAAGGACUGGUGGAUCGCGCUGAGAGGGACAUUGAGGACUUCUGGGAAUCGGCGCAUUUCCGAAGGUCGACCAGUCAACGUCUUGCUUUCCGGGACUUCGGCCUGGCUUUGGGCAUCAAAUGCGGAUUGUCGACGCGGGACCAGAAGAAGUGGACCGAACGAGCGGAUAGCGUGCUGAAGGCUUGGGAGGAGUCGGGCCUGGUGCCGGAAUCUAGAGCAGACCAUACGGCCGGCAUUAAUGCGGAGGAGGACCUGCGCCCCAUUUCCAUGGUUAUGUAUGCUGCAGCUCUUAUUCCUGGAGGUGACAUUCGAACGUCGGCGUGGAGGGUAGAGGACGACUGGCUAUGUGGAAGUGUCAAGCGCGGGCUAUGGGCCAAGUUUCACGCUUUCUGCUGACCGGUGGUGGUGUCCUUAACGCCUUGAAGGCGACUAUGCAUGAGGGAAGACAUGAUGCUGCAGCUCAGAGUCCUUCAUACGAAAGUAGCUGCGGCGGAUGAUUUAGCCAACCGAAACAUUCGGUAAGGCAACCGACAGGACUACAAGUCUUGCGUCGUAUCGAUCUUUGCUGUUUCCGUGCCGCAUCUCUCCAUUGCUGGUGUCGUGACUGAUGGGUGUAGAAGAGGACAAGCUGCCCCGCGCACACGGUAUCCGGGCAGUGAUAUCCUGGCCAUUGAGCGGUCUGCCCCAACGCGGCGUGUUUCGCCUCUCGGUCGAGGCAGCCGCGAGAGGAAGCCAUGUGUGUUGGAGUGGAGAACGGUUUAUGCGUGCGGCCUGC
Molecule: messenger RNA, 1545 nt
Organism: Trematosphaeria pertusa
Lineage: Eukaryota; Fungi; Ascomycota; Dothideomycetes; Pleosporales; Trematosphaeriaceae
Exons: 3
Coding region: 15-1166 (383 amino acids)
Biological process (GO): carbohydrate metabolic process
Source: RefSeq, a predicted model, not a curated record